Corticium candelabrum is the source of this 3199-nucleotide messenger RNA. RefSeq lists its product as uncharacterized. The transcript has 12 exons. Gene Ontology annotation, molecular function: ATP binding; protein binding; protein kinase activity. The record is from RefSeq and is a predicted model, not a curated record. Bases 1 to 3027 code for a protein of 1008 amino acids. Gene Ontology annotation, cellular component: cytoplasm. Gene Ontology annotation, biological process: signal transduction; protein phosphorylation. Lineage: Eukaryota; Metazoa; Porifera; Homoscleromorpha; Homosclerophorida; Plakinidae.
AUGGUGCAACUCCUUUAUUUUGUAGCGAAGGGUCAUGCUCUCACUCUGUCAUACAUCGUGGAGACGGUGGGUCAGGCAAGAGCGAUGAAAGCAGACUUUCAUGGUUGCACUCCAGCACACAAUGCCGCAGCGGUUACAAACUGCUUGGUGCUGUUUCAGUUUCGUAUACGGGAAUUUAUGCUACAUGCUAAUAUUGAGAUGGUUGACUUCAUGAGUAGUCGGUCAACGAUAUUUAGACGGCGAGAAAUCGUUUACAGUGAGGAAUAUGAUUUUCUCGGUUCCGGAGGGUUUGGUAUCGCCUAUCGAUGUCGGUUGGCGAAGUCUAGGGAACUAGCGGCGGUCAAAGUUCUCAAAAUGCGACACAGACUGCGGCAAACGGAAGAAAAGACUUUCGUUCGGGAGGCAAGCAUAUUACAACAGCUUGUUGAUUGCCCGUAUAUCAUUCGUUUCUUGGGCCUGUGCAUCGACCCUGGACAUUAUGCGAUUGUUAUGGAAUAUGUGGAGUUUGGAGAUUUGGAGAACAUGUUACUUUCUGGAGUAGACGACCAUCCGGUCUUGAAGCAAUGGAGGUGUCGCAUUUGCAUGGCUCUAGAACUUGCCAAAGGGAUGGACUAUUUACACAGUCUGCAACCACCGAUUAUUCACAGAGACUUGAAGACAACGAAUGUGUUGGUGGGUCAAAACUACCACUGUAAAAUCAUUGAUUUUGGGCUGGCCACAAUUCGAGAUAUUUCAACACAAUCAACAGGAAACACCAUGGAAGGAACGUUAGCAUUUACUGCACCUGAAAUAUUUAGUAGAACAGUUAAGAAGGAGAAGGAAAAGAAAGUUGACGUUUACGGAUAUGCAAUGAUUCUUUGGCAGUUGAAGGAAAUGAAGACACUCUAUGCUGGUGAGUUACCUUCCGUCAUACGAGUCAAUGUUCUGGCUGGUCAGAGGCCUUUACUAAGUGAUGACGACUGUGUAGAGGGAUAUAGAGAGAUCAUUGUACGUUGCUGGGAUGGACAACCUGACUGCAGACUACACUUCAAAGAGAUCGUAACUAUGAUGGAUGGAAUCAUGAGCAAAAUUGGCACGGCAGCAUUGACGCCAUCGCCUGAUGGAGAUGCUACAGCAUUUGGUAUCACUGCAUCAUUUGACAGUGCAGAUCUCAAGCUCCAAGCUAGUUUGCCGAUCGAGCCUAAGUCGUCCAGUCCAGCAAAUCUCGACGAUUUUGUGAGGGCAGCUGGUGAUGGCAAGCUACUACAGAUGAUUCGUCAGCUGAACGAUCUGAACCAGCAGGACUCCAACGGAGACGUAGCACUUUGCCAAGCUUCUAAAGGUGGACAUCAGGAUAUUUGCUUUAAGCUGGUGAUGGAGUACAAAGUAAAUGUCAACGCCAGAGACUCGCAGGGAAAAAGUCCUAUCCAUCACGCUGCAGCGGGCGGACACGACAAGGUCGUGGAGCUGUUCGUUCACAACGGAGCCACCGUUGACGUCAUAGACGACGAAGGGUGGAGUCCUCUACACCACGCGACUCAAAGCGGAAGUCUGAACUCUGUUCGAGCACUUCUUAGGAAAGGAGUACCGUUGAAUGCGCAAACUGCAAACGGAGAUACGGCAACGCACUUAGCAGUGCUAUCAAGCGAAUUCUCGCCUGACGUACUCAAAGAACUGAGUGUGUGGCCGGGAGUGAAAUUAGAUCUAAAGAACAAAGAAGGCGAGUCUGCACUAGAUGUGGCCAAGAGAACUGGAAACAGGCAAGCUGUCGAACAUCUUGAUACCUCAAGCUUGUGUGAAACACCAACUUUGAGCAAAAGACAAGAAAUCAUUCAAACUUCUGUGCAGUUGUCUGUUAGUAAAGGAAGCCGUCCUACUGCAGUACCUAGACGUAACAAGCCCACAAUAAAACCCCGGCUAGCCACUUGGAUUUCAAGUCCGGAGCGCAGAAACACUGUUGACGGAUCUCGUCUUUUGUCACCUGGCUCGUCUGACAUAUCAACGAGUCCAAGUCGUCAAAAGGCGAUGCUUCCUCUGGGACACGAAAGCGAGCUGAAACAACUUCGUGAUGGAUUAGAAAGAGCAGAAAAGACAAAUAAAGAGUUGCGUGAUCAGUUGGAAACACAACGAAAUGACUACCGUCUUUUAGAACAAAGCACUAGUGAGACCGAAAAUCAGCUGCAUAGUUUCCUAAACCCUCUUACAAUUAAACCUGACACAAUCAAAACUACGACAGAAAAACUUGGAGCUGGAUCAUAUGGAGGUGUAAAGGUUGUACGAUGGAAUGGUGUGCCAGUUGCAGCAAAAACUGUUCACGGUAUCAUAGUCAACUCGCGUAUUAGACGUCUCGUUCAACAAGAAAUCGAUAGCUGUUGUCGCAUUCGUCAUCCAAACAUUGUAACAGUGUUUGGGGCCGUCACAGACGACGAUAAGCCACCUCAACUGCUCAUGGAAAUAAUGGAAGGAUCUUUAAGCGCCGUGAUAAUGGCAGCUAGCGCAGACUACCUUACAAUGCGAGAGCAGGUAGACAUCAUGCAAGACUGCGCUGCGGGUAUCAACUACAUGCACUCGUUAACACCACCUCUUCUUCACGGUGAUAUUCGAUCAGAAAACGUACUCGUCACACCAAACAUGACAGCCAAGCUGGGCGAUCUCGGUGCUGCUCACAUUCAAAAUGCUUCCCAGUCUGCCGGACCUCUCAGCAUCAAUUAUCUUGCUCCAGAGAGACAUCCUGAUCCAGUAAGCGGUACCGCAAUUCACAACACUCCGGCGGCAGACAUGUUUAGUUUUGGAAUUCUGAAUAUUGAAAUAAUAACUGGUAGUGUACCUGGAUUAAAAGAGCGAUCGAAAGCUGUAAGGGGCAUUGGGCACGAUAGACUGCGGGCGAUGUGUCAGCAGAUGAUCGAAGAACGACCGCACACUCGUCCAGGUUGCACAAAUAUUCUACAGUUACUACUUGAGAUGACGCAGGCUACCCAAUACACUGAAUGUGAACCAAAGAGAAGAGUACAGAGAAAGCGUGAGAAAGGAGCAUAUUUGCUCCACUGAACAGCACUAAUAUGACCAAACAUAUAUGGCUUACUUAGACGUAAUUACAAUUGUCGAUCCUAUGUAAUUGUGCUGUAUCGAUCAUACUGCAUACAUAUUAUAGGUGUUCACUUCGCGAUUCCCAAGUUUGGAGGAUAAGUAUUAAUUAAAAUGUGAUAUUUUGAAAACACUU